Molecule: messenger RNA, 1350 nt
Organism: Scomber japonicus (chub mackerel)
Lineage: Eukaryota; Metazoa; Chordata; Actinopteri; Scombriformes; Scombridae
Product: beta-1,3-galactosyltransferase 2-like
Exons: 2
Coding region: 1-1350 (449 amino acids)
Cellular component (GO): membrane
Molecular function (GO): N-acetyl-beta-D-glucosaminide beta-(1,3)-galactosyltransferase activity
Source: RefSeq, a predicted model, not a curated record
AUGGCGCACCAGGGCAUCUGCCCGGAGCUUGCAGUUUGCACCACCGGCCCGUCAGCUGUGUCUACCGGGGUCACAACACUCCCUCGCAGGCAUUUCCUCCUGUCAGCCCUCGUCCUCAAACGCGCACUCCAAGCUCAGCUCGGCUUCCUUAAAUCCAUAUUAUCCGCGUCUCCACUGGGAUCACGGCGGUUCUUGAGGUUAUUCACCUCUGGGGUGCAGGGGAUCACUGCAUCACAUCAGCAGCUUCCAGAGAGCCCGAGUCGUCAGACGAAGCCUGUGUUUCAGUCCUGGUUCAAGGGGCUGAUCCUGUUGUGUCUAUUGCUCUACAUCCUGUAUAGCACUCUGUUCAGCAGCUCUCUGUCCUGGUUCAAGUUUCCUCUCCCUAUGACUCAUUUCAUUCGUCUCAAUAAGCCACUUCCUCCUUACCGUGUCGACCAACGACUCAAACAGUCAAAUGUAAUCAAUGAAAACACCAAACUACCAUCGACUAUUAUUUCAUCUACACCAUCUACUCUGUAUCACCAAGCUUACCCGCGGAACUACCACUUUGUUAUGGAUAAUGCAGACGUGUGCAAGACGAAAACACCUUUCUUGGUCCUGAUGGUUCCAGUGGCUCCUAAAAAUGUUGAAGCCCGGGAUGCCAUCCGACAGACAUGGGGAAAUGGGAGCUUGGUUCAGGGAGAAGUGGUUCUUACUCUGUUCAUGUUGGGCCUCGCUGAAGGUGCUGAUGUUGAUCAGCUGCAGGAGAAGAUCAAACAGGAGAAUCUGCAACACCACGAUCUGAUCCAAAGUGACUUCAUGGACACUUAUCUCAAUCUGACCAUCAAAACUAUGGUGAUCAUGGAUUGGCUGGCCACUCGCUGCUCUACAGCAACAUACGCCAUGAAGAUUGACUCGGAUAUGUUCCUCAACAUUGAUAAUCUUGUCAUUAUGCUAAAGAAGCCUGGCCUCCCCAAGCAAAACUACCUGACAGGGUAUCUUAUGUGGAACAGGCCGGUCGUCCGCUCAAAGGAUUCCAAGUGGUAUGUUCCUGUGGAGAUGUACCCAGAUCCCCGAUACCCGACAUAUACUCUGGGCAUGGGGUAUGUCUUCUCCAUUGAUCUUCCAGAGAGAUUUGUGGAGAUGUCAAAAUCAAUCAAGCCCUUUAAUAUUGAGGAUGCUUACAUUGGAAUGUGUAUGAAAAAGCUUGGACAAAAGCCCGUAUCACCACCAGAUCCCUCCCAGUUCAAGGCCUAUAACUCAAAAUAUAACCGUUGUGAAUUCUCAAAGAUCAUCACGUACAUCCUUGCCAAUUCACAACAGUUGAUAACAUACUGGACAGAGUUGAAGAAGCCUGGACCAUACUGUUAA